ACUAUAUAUGUGAUUCCAAUUUGAUUUUGAUUUGAUUCUAUUCUAGAAAACUCGCUAGUUCCUUUUCACAAAAUACUCACUCAACACUCCUUCUGAUCCUUUUCUCUUCAUCAAACCCUUUUUUGUAGAUCUUAAUUUGUUGUGCAGACUGGGUUUUCUGGGGUUGUCGCAGUUAUUAAAUUCUUUUCUCAAGCCUGAUAUCCUUGAAGGGUUUCGAUUUCGAGAUGGCCGGCCAUCAAUGCUCGUGGAUUUCGUUAAGAACUCCAAGCUGGAGGUAGUGAUUACCGCCCCUAGAAUUUUAAUGAAAUCCACAAAGUUUCUCAUGUUGAUAUAGUCGGAUAAGGUCAGAAGAGAAACAGAGGAUCGGAUCAAAAAGGAUGAGGAAGAUUAGAGACAAAGAUGAUCCAGAGAAGUACGUAGGUUUGCUUAGAUUAGCUCAAGCGCUUUCGUUUUUGGUAGUUUUUGUUGCGGGUGUGGUUAUUGGUUUAACUAUGAGUUCUCAUAUCAACAACCAAUUUAGUACUCAAUCAGAACUGUAUACUCUAAUGAACCAUGUAUCAAUUGGUGCGGCUGGGGUCAUGGAGGAAGAAAAUUGCAGCAUCUGCGACGAGACUGAUUGUUUGAACAUGGAGACCUUUUUGCAUCCGACCAACGUGACACAUGAUUUGCUGGAUGAUGAGCUUUUCUGGAGAGCUUCCUUGGUGCCCAUGAAAGAAGAGUAUCCUUAUACCAGAAUUCCUAAAUUGGCUUUCAUGUUUUUGACAAGGGGACCGUUGCCAUUGUUGCCACUCUGGGAGAGGUUCUUCCAGGGACAUGAGGAAUUGUUCAACAUAUAUGUCCAUGCACCUCCUGGAUAUACACUCAAUGUGUCCAAUUCUUCUGUUUUCUAUGGACGCCAAAUCCCUAGUCAGGAUGUCUCUUGGGGAACUGUUUCACUAGCAGAUGCUGAGAGGCGCCUUUUAGGCAAUGCACUGCUAGACUUUUCAAACGAGCGAUUUAUUCUUCUCUCCGAGACCUGCAUCCCAGUCUACAACUUCCCUACUGUCUACAGAUACCUCACUGACUCCGUCCACAGUUUUGUUGAGUCCUAUGAUGAUCCUUCUCGAUACGGGCGAGGCCGAUACAGCCGCAGUAUGCUUCCUCACAUUCACCUCAAACACUGGAGAAAAGGGUCUCAGUGGUUCGAAGUUCGUCGUGCUGUGGCUGUUUAUUUAGUGUCUGACACCAAAUACUACACUCUUUUCCGUAAAUACUGUAAGCCUGCUUGCUACCCAGAUGAGCAUUACAUUCCAACAUUCUUGAACAUGUUCUAUGGUCCCAUGAAUGCUAACAGAACAGUCACAUGGGUGAAUUGGUCAAUGGGAGGUCCUCAUCCGGCAACUUACGGCAGAGAAAACGUCACUGUGGGAUUCUUACAGGCUAUAAGGAACAAUGGAACACUUUGUCGAUAUAACUCAGAGAUGACUUCUGUCUGUUUUCUCUUUGCUCGUAAGUUUGACUCAACUGCAUUGGAGCCAUUGCUUAACUUAUCUUCAACAGUCAUGCACUUUUGAAAAUUUUGAUCUACAGAGUGUGUGAGAGAGAAAGUGUGGGGUAUUCAAAAACUAUUUUGUUUUCUACAUAUUGAUAGAGAAGUUAAUGAGAGUAUAGUGAACGAUUUUGCAUGGGUCAAAAUGUAAAACGUAAAGAUUUUCUUGUUCUCACGGAUUUUUUUCUCCUCAAUUUCCCAGUGAGAAGAAGCAAAUAUUUCAGGUCUAACAAUACUCAUUACAUAACCAAG
Molecule: messenger RNA, 1780 nt
Organism: Neltuma alba
Lineage: Eukaryota; Viridiplantae; Streptophyta; Magnoliopsida; Fabales; Fabaceae
Product: glycosyltransferase BC10-like
Exons: 2
Coding region: 378-1553 (391 amino acids)
Cellular component (GO): membrane
Molecular function (GO): glycosyltransferase activity
Source: RefSeq, a predicted model, not a curated record